AUGAACGUGUCUUCAGACGAGCAGGAACUAAUCCAAGAAGCCUUCCAGUACUACGAUCGUACUGGUGAUAACAAAAUCUCUGUCGGUCAGGUAAUCUCUUUACAAUUUUAAUUCUCUUCCCAGGUCGGGAUCUGCUUGAGAUCUCUGGGAUGUGUCCCUACCGAAAAACAACUUGCCCUUUAUACAAAACAAUGGGCAUCCAAGGGUGAGUUGUGUAAAUAUAAAAAGACUGAUAGAUGAAGUUCACACUUUAUUAUAAAUUUGCAGAUGCGUCUGUUGCAAUCGAAGAGUUUAUUCCCAUUUAUGGAGCCCUGAAGAAACAAACUAGCCCAGCCGAUCGCGAUCGGAUGAUGGCUUGUCUCUCAAACUUUGACCGGGAUCAAGAAGGGUAUAUCCAGCAAGCUGAUCUUCGUCAUAUUUUGGAAAAUUUGGGUUUGUAAUCAACAAAAACACGUCUAUAUUUUUAGGAGAAAAGCUGAGUACCGAAGAGACAGACGAUGUUCUCAAUCAAAUUGAAUUCGUAAAUGGCCGUGCCCGCAUUGCCGAUGUGGUCGAUCUGAUUAUGCUAAUUAAGUAA
Bursaphelenchus xylophilus (pine wood nematode) is the source of this 577-nucleotide messenger RNA. The record is from the annotation of a GenBank genome assembly. NCBI's taxonomy places the organism in Eukaryota, Metazoa, Nematoda, Chromadorea, Rhabditida, Aphelenchoididae.